AAGUCUACGUGGGUCCCUGGGGUCCGAAAUAGAAUGAGAAAGAGCGGAAAAGAGUGAGACCCCACCUUACCACGACACCACCUUGCCUUUAAGCUUUAGUAACUCCUAUGAACGACGAAUUACUCGAAUCUACUCCACCUUCAUUCUUCUUCACCGCCACAUAAUAUCCCCACCCCUCUUUCCAUUUUUUCCCUUUCUUUUAUUCUUAUUUAUUAUUCAUUUUUAUUUAUCAUCACAGUUUUAUCAAAAAAUUAUAUAAAACCUAUCCUCUACUCUACCCUCUCUUCGUCCUUUUCAUUUUCACCCAACACAAUCGCCACCACUACCAUUUUCUCUCUGUCACACACUCUCACAACAGAUUCUUCUUUCUCUUACAUGACUGUUAUUCACCAACGCCAACCCAAGAGAUGAUGGUCAACGACGACUGGUCCAGAGCGGCCAUGAAAGACGACUCGAUUCUCGUCGAGUUUCUCAUACAGCUAAAACACGGCGUUAUCACUAAAUCUCAACCCGUGCCGUUUACUUGGGGAAACAAACAACCACGCUCAAGAUCGAGGCUAACCGCUUCCGUCUCUCGCUGCGACCGCGCUUUUUCAACCAGAUGCAGUCCAACAACACCGCUCUCUUGGAGUGGUGGCGCUUCUCCGUCUCUCACUGCUGAUGGUUACGAAGAUUCCAGCCGCUACCAAAACCACCACGCCGUCAGAUCCAAGGCUACUGCUACAAGUGGAUACACAAGCAACUCCGCCUCUACCAAAAGGGGCAGAAAGAAAAAGUCUUUUGCAGAGUUGAAGGAAGAGGAGAGCUCCCUGAUAAAAGAAAAGAUCUAUUUAGAAAGGGAGAUUGCCACUAAAAAUGCAAAUUUUGAGGUAAUGAGAACUACAAAUGAGAGUUUGAAGAGGAUGAAGCUUGGUUUUGGAUCAAAAUCUCAUACCAAGCCAAGUUCAACUUCUGUUGAACUGCGCGGUACGGUUGCUGGUCAACCCCACCAGAGAAUAGUAUCCUCUGAGAUCCAUGACACUCGAGACAAUACUCAUCCACAAGCAUCAGAAUCUAGGUCAAACAGGAUUGAGUCAACCGUGGAAAGUUUUUUCAUGAUACCAGAUCUAAAUAUGAUGCCAUCUGAUGAUGGUAUGAGUUGAAAGCAGGACUCUUGGAACAAUAUUACGCCAAAGUGAAAUUGGUGAAACCACUUCCAACAAUGUACAGGCUUAUUAAACAGGCCAAUUCAGAGCAUUUUAAAGACUCCGUCUAAUAGAAACCGAUGGAUACUAUUGUGGAUGUGAAACUUUUCUCGAUGCAAUGCAUCUUACCAAUUCUUGUGACGGGGAACAAAUGGCAGCGGUGAAGGGGAAAAUUUUCAUGGCUAGGUAAAAGGCUGUAGAGUAGUGAUAUAUACUAGAGUCACAGGUUCUUGGGAUUCAUGAUGUAUGAUAAGUACCAAUGUACCAUUCUUUGGUUGGUUAAUUCUCUUGGAUUGCUUUAUAAUGUCUUUUAAGUUUAUUUACCAAUUGCAAUAAUGAUGGGUUCCACCUUCACUCUACAA
Messenger RNA from Lathyrus oleraceus (garden pea), 1546 nucleotides. RefSeq lists its product as uncharacterized. Bases 408 to 1142 code for a protein of 244 amino acids. NCBI's taxonomy places the organism in Eukaryota, Viridiplantae, Streptophyta, Magnoliopsida, Fabales, Fabaceae. The transcript has 5 exons. The record is from RefSeq and is a predicted model, not a curated record.